AUGGGACGGCAAGAAAUGCCAGAAUGGAUAACCACGGGAAAAACGUAUUUGCUGCCAAAAAAAUCAGGAGCUAUGGAACCGAAAGAUUUUCGGCCAAUUACCUGUUUGCCCACAAUGUAUAAAAUAAUAACAGCUAUUAUUGCUGAAAAGAUUUAUGGGCAUUUAAGAAAAAAUAACAUUUUUCCUCCUGAACAAUAUGGAUGCAGGAAAGGGUCUUACGGCUGCAAGGAGGUUUUAUUAAUAAAUAAAUUGAUCAUGGCCAGUGCAAAACAAAAGAGGAAGAAUUUAAGCAUGGCAUGGAUUGACUAUCAAAAGGCCUUUGAUAGUGUGCCUCACGAAUGGAUUAUUGAGGCAUUGAAAAUAUAUAAAGUAGACCCUAAAAUUACAGCGUUCUGCGAGAAGAGUAUGAAAAAUUGGUGCACCCAGCUGGAAGUGCAAAAAUACUCUUCUAGAAAAAUAUUUAUAAAAAGAGGGAUUUUUCAGGGAGAUUCAUUGUCGCCACUUUUAUUUUGCAUGUCUUUAAUUCCUCUAUCCAGACAGCUUAAUAUCAAGGAUCAAGGAUAUGAGUUGGUACCGGGAGGCAGGAAAAUCACCCAUAUGUUAUACAUGGAUGACUUAAAACUUUAUGCCAAAAAUGAAGAGGAGUUAAAUAAAAUGUUACGGACGGUUCAAACCUUUUCCUCUGACAUCAACAUGAAAUUUGGUUUGGAAAAAUGUGCAAAAGUUAAUAUUGUCAGAGGAAAGUUAAAACAAAAGCAAAAUAUAGAAGACUCCGAAGAAGAACUUAUUAAAGAAUUGGACCCUGGAUCAUCAUACAAAUAUCUGGGGAUUGAAGAAAAUUUUGGGAUAGCCAACAAGGAAAUUAAACCUCGAUUGAAGAGAGAAUAUUUUAAAAGAUUGAGGCUUAUAUUACAGUCGGAACUGAAUGGAAGAAAUAAGAUAACCGCCGUCGGCACAUUAGCAGUUCCUGUAAUAGAAUAUAGUUUUGGCCUCGUAGACUGGACGAAAGAAGAAAUCACGCACCUAGAUAGAAGGACAAGAAAAAUAUUAACCAUGAAUGGUGCGUUACAUCCAAAGGCUGAUGUGGAUAGAUUGUACGUCAGCAGGAAAGAUGGAGGAAGAGGAUUAAGACAAAUAGAAGCGGCACACCAGAAUGCCAUUAUUGUGUUAUGUUCGGUUCGUUCUUUAUUUUGUAAGUAA
This is a messenger RNA of Pediculus humanus corporis (human body louse), 1200 nucleotides long. Its product is annotated as reverse transcriptase, putative. NCBI's taxonomy places the organism in Eukaryota, Metazoa, Arthropoda, Insecta, Psocodea, Pediculidae. The coding region runs from base 1 to 1200 and encodes 399 amino acids. The record is from RefSeq and is a predicted model, not a curated record. The transcript has a single exon.